AUCAGGUCAAACUGAUGUGAUUUAUUUAAAAUUAAUUUUGUAUUUAUUAAUUAAAGGUAGCUCAAUUAGAACAAUUGUGAAAUUUAUGUCUGUACUCAGUCCAUCCAGUGCAUUUUGUAAAAUUAAAGGAUUAACUAAAUCGUUGGAUGUGUAAGAUAUUUGUUGAAGCAAGGAAAAAUAUGACAAACUGUUUCUUUGGACUCCGAAAUUUGCAGCGCAAAAUUUCGCACAAAUAAUAAUAAUUUGAAAAACAAAUUCUUCAAGUGUGGACGGGGAUUAUUGACGAUUACCAUAGAAACAUUUUUAAUUAAUAAGCUGUAAAUGCUCGACACUGACGAGUGAAAAUCAGUUAAAUGGAUUCUGAGGGAAAUUUAGAAAAAGAGACAACGGAGCUUGUGGAAACUCAAACUGACACAUUCUCCGAUAAAACCUGGACUGAAUUUCCUAGGCUUACGAUUUUUCAUGACAACCUAGCAGAUAUUCCCCCAGUAUUGAUGCGAUUUCUAAUUAAAGGCGAGUAUGCUCAGCGUAAUUUGGACGAAAUAAGGAGAUACCAAUCGUCUCUCCACUUAUUGAAGAAACGCUGUGAGUUUAUCAUGCCGACCCUACAUUUCCAGGAGGGUAUCAUGACCAGAAAAUCAAUUAAGGGGUGGCACUCAGAUUUCGAAGAGGCCGACAGAUUUGCCAAAUACAAAGACCAGAAAGAUUUUGACAUGAUCCUUAUCGGCUCGCCUGCCUUCGAACAGCACCACCCCCUCCAAACGUGGAUAGCUAACCACUCCCACCACACCCACUUUACCGAUCCUACCGAAGCUCUGGAAAUUUAUCAGUACCAGAUAGCCAUUUUAAGAGGGCUAGUUGACGGCGUGAAAUUUCUCCAUCAAAACGGAAUUAUCCAUGGGGAGCUAAAUUCGAACAAUUUAGUCUUUCAGUGGAACAACGCGCAAAAAUAUUGUCUCCCAGUUCAAAUAAUUCAUACCGGAUUCGGACCAAAAUUCGUGGCACCCGAGUGGAAAUCGGGGGACGUACUUACGAAAGAGGGUGACCUGUAUGCUAUGGGGUUUCUAAUAAGGACGAUUGCCUUUUUGGUGAAUCCUGACAAACACGGGAGAACGUAUUCGUGGUCACGUUCUCCAUUUGUCAUGAUGGGAUAUGGCGAUAUGGAACAUCCCAUUUUAAUAAACGCGGGUAAUCUUGUCAAAUCGUUAGUAAGUGAGGACAUUCAAGAAAGAAUUACGCAAAUGGAAGAUGUAAAUAUAGAAAUAUCCGAGGAAAUUUCCCAACUACCUAAUUCCGCCGUCAGAGCAGUUCAACUCACCCGGGAUCAUGAUUUCUUUAAGAAUAUUAAAAUCGAACAAGAGCUCGGAAGAGGGGGUUAUGGUGUCGUGUUUCAAGCACAAAAUAUAAAAGUUGGACUUCAAAGUGCAGUUAAGAUACUGCAACCCUUAGGCCCGGGACAGGUCUUAUCUUCAGUUACGCCGCUACUCUCGGAAAAAGAAGAUUUGGUGGAUGAAUUUCGAAAAUGCGAAUUUCUUUACCAUCCAAAUAUAGUGAGAUUGUUCCAGUUCGCGUUUAUGCAAGCGAGCAGACAGGAAUUGGCUUCAUUUUUUCCAGAGGAUUCCGAAGAAGAGACGAUUGAGAGACUAAAACCAGUCGGAGACCUGGAGUAUGAGCUGCCAUGCUUGGAAAUGGAAUUAUGUGGCCUAUCCUUGAGAUCUUGGUUGGACGAUGGGAAGAUUGACGCAAUUGAAAAAUCUAGAUUGUACAUUGCGCAGAUACGAAUUAUCCACGGAAUCAUUGAGGGGAUGAAAUUUCUUCAUUAUAAAGACAUCCUUCACAGAGAUCUAAAUCCAAAUAACGUGUUUUUUAGCGGUGGGAGGUAUGAAUUUCCAGUUAAAGUCGGUGAUUUCGGAUUAUCUCAAAUACUCUUUGCUACCGUCCCAAAUAGCAAAGAUAAUACGCAAGGUCGAACAGAUAAUUACAGUCUUACCGAAGGUAUCGGGACCUUUGCUUACCGAGCACCUGAAAUUAGUGAUGGACAUUAUGGAAAACAAGCGGACAUAUUCUCACUUGGUUUGACUAUCUGGGAAGUUGCUCAGCGAAUAAAUGUCUCCAAGAGGAGGCAACUUUUCGACACACUUGUCAAUCAUGGAGACCAUUCAGUGGUUGAUAAUCAUCCGCUAAUUUACAAAAUAAAGGAGAGGAUAAUUCAAAUGACGAAAAAAGACCCGCAACAAAGGAUUAAAGAAAUACAAGAUAUUAAGUGGAGGAAUACUGUAGGACCAAUUGUCGUCCAUUCAGAGCCCGGAGAACUGUUCACCCUCCUCCAAACUGUGGAAAAAGGAUCCUCCCUUAAACUAACUAAGGGAAUUUUUGAAUCAUCCCUACCAUUCAAAGUUACCUCCAAGAAUAUCUCAAUAAUCGGAGAAGAAAUCGAGGAGACCAUUAUUAAAGGAAUAAUGGAGAUUAGUAACGGCUGCACCUUAGCCAACUUUUCCAUUGGCCACACACACGGUGACGACGCUCUAAGACUGGCAGGGGAUGCGAAUUCCGUAACAAAUCUAAAAGUAACAUCUAAAAGAUUUGGUAUCAGUGUGGGAGGAAAUGAAAACGUAUUAAGUAAAGUUACAAUAGUGACUGAGCACAUGGGACUUAGGGUGUCCGGGAUUCGCCACAAAUUUAAAAAUGUAGAAAUUUUAUCAGCAACGUAUGGGGCUUUCUUUACAAGGAGAUCGACUAAUUGUGAUGUAAUAUCAAUAAGGAUUGUUGAUUCCAGACAGGCCCUUACAAUUUCUGGAGAGGGUCAUACCUUUAAAAAUAUUUAUCUUGUUCUCCAAAAACGGAGAGAAGGGGCGCAUGACGGAAUUGUGUUUCAAGAUGAUGCAUCCAACUGUAAUGUGGAGAUUGAAGUGUGGGAAGGAUACGUAAAGGAGGGCGAUGUUCACUUAAGGUGCGACGAUAAGUCUGGGAAUAGCAGGGUGGAUUUAGGAAAUACGAACGCUGUUAUAAUAAAUCAUGGGAGAAAUAUGGAGAUCAUUUCUCCAAAUGGGAGGUAUAUCGAGAAAGACGAUUACCCAAGAAGCUGGGGUUGUGGAAGUUAAGCGGUUCUUUGUCAGGAAAAUACUUGAAUGAAUAAUGGAUAGUAAAUUUCAAUUAAAAAUAGUGAAGUGAAAUUUGCGUGGACAUAUAUAAGUCUAAUUUGUACGUUCGUAAUGUUUCUAACGGAACUUUUUAAGAAACAAGCUUUUUUAAUGUUUACGUCGAACCACACAGAAAAUUAAAAGAAAAAACAUUUGAUUCUUUUCAAUCGUAAUGAUGAUUGCAUUCAGGGUUCGGAAAACCACGGGGUUUUUCUAGAAAAACCCUUAACCAGGAGUUUUUCCGGGGUUUUUGGGGUUUUUGUAGAUUUUGGGGCAGAUUGAAACAAAUUUCUUAAAACAAAAUAUUAGAGUAAAAUUAAUUCAAAAUUCGAAGUCAGCUUGAAAAUUUAAGCAUUUUCAUAUGUGACUUGGACUCCCAAGUCUAAAGUUCAUGUUUAACAUGCAAACCAAGUUGGAAACCAAGAUUUGCUUGUUAGUGAUACGUAGAGAUUCAAGUCACACAUGGAAAUGUUCAAAAUUUCAUGCUUCAAAAUUUCAUUAA
Messenger RNA from Folsomia candida, 3642 nucleotides. RefSeq lists its product as uncharacterized. Bases 354 to 3101 code for a protein of 915 amino acids. The transcript has 4 exons. NCBI's taxonomy places the organism in Eukaryota, Metazoa, Arthropoda, Collembola, Entomobryomorpha, Isotomidae. The record is from RefSeq and is a predicted model, not a curated record. Gene Ontology annotation, molecular function: protein kinase activity; ATP binding. Gene Ontology annotation, biological process: protein phosphorylation.